AUGUCAACGAUAAAUCGUUUUACGUGUUUACGAUGUCAAUUUCAAUCCCUUUUACGACCAUCUCCUCGUCGUCCAUACCAUAUCUCUCCACGUUUACGUUCCGAAAUACCUAAACCCUCCAUAGCACCCAAACAAUCCAUCGAUAUAAAACACAUACGAAACAAUCCCGAAUUAUAUGAAAAGAGUUGUCUAGAAAGGAAUUACAAACUACAAUCAACAUACCCAGCUAAAAUUAUAAGUUUAUUCGAACAAUGGCACGAACAUCAACGCGAUGGAAGAGCAUUACGAGAAAGAAAUAAUAAAUUAAAACUCCAACUUGCAAAUCCAAAAUCAAUACGAGAUGACGGCUCAGAAGAAAUUCAAAAGUUACGCGCUCUUUCUAAAGAGGAGAUUAUCGGAGAAGCUAGAAGCUUGAAGGAUAAAAUCUCCGAAAUAGAAUCUUCAGAAUCGAUGCUCAUGACAGAAAUCAAUACUCUCGCAUCCGCAAUUCCAAAUCUUACAUCCGAUUCCACUCCUCGCGGCUCAGAACCAAAAGUAAUAGGAACCAUCAACGAACAUCCCGAACCCAACGCCACCUCCUCAGAUCGAGUAUGGCGGUCUCACGUCCAUAUAGGUAGCGAAUUAAAUCUCCUUGAUUUUUCCUCUGCAGCUCAUACUUCCGGUUGGGGAUGGUAUUAUCUACUUAAUGGCGCCGCACUCCUCGAACAAGCCCUCAUCCAAUAUUCCCUCUCUCUCGCUCUAUCAAAGGGCUGGUCCAUCGUCUCUCCUCCCUCGAUGAUCUAUUCCCACAUCGCAUCAGCAUGCGGUUUCCAACCCCGCGAUCAAUCAGACGAACAACAAAUCUACUCCAUCGCCCAAUCCCCUUCCGAUGCUGAAAGCGCGAAACCAACAUAUUCCCUCGCCGGAACCGCCGAAAUUCCUCUCGCAGGAAUGAAAGCCAACACAACUAUCCACGAAUCUCUCCUCCCCUUAAAAACAAUCGCCACAUCCCGCUGCUAUCGCGCCGAAGCUGGCGCCCGUGGUAUCGACACUAAAGGUCUCUAUCGGGUUCACGAAUUCACCAAAGUCGAAAUGUUCGCCUGGACCUCUCCUUCCCUCCCAGAAGCCACAGAAGUAUUCAACGAAAUGCUCUCCCUCCAAACCACCAUCCUCACUUCCCUCGAUCUUCACUGUCGGAUUCUCGAAAUGCCCUCCACUGAUCUCGGCGCCUCAGCUAUGCGCAAAAUAGAUAUCGAAGCCUUUUUCCCCUCGCGCAGAGAAAGAGAUAAUGGAUGGGGCGAAGUGACAUCAUUAAGUAUCUGUGGAGAUUAUCAAAGUCGGAGAUUGGCGACGAGAGUUGAUAUUGAUAAGAAUGGAGGAAAAAUCGCAUUUCCGUGGACGGUUAAUGGGACGGCGCUUGCGGUGCCGAGAAUUGUGGCUGCUAUCUUAGAGAAUGGAUGGGAUGAGGAGAGGAGAGAGGUUAGAGUGCCCAAAGUUUUGUGGCCGUGGAUGGCGGGGAGGAAAGUUUUGAAGAGGGAGUAG
Molecule: messenger RNA, 1521 nt
Organism: Botrytis byssoidea
Lineage: Eukaryota; Fungi; Ascomycota; Leotiomycetes; Helotiales; Sclerotiniaceae
Exons: 1
Coding region: 1-1521 (506 amino acids)
Biological process (GO): mitochondrial seryl-tRNA aminoacylation
Cellular component (GO): mitochondrion
Molecular function (GO): ATP binding; serine-tRNA ligase activity; tRNA binding
Source: RefSeq, a predicted model, not a curated record